AUGACGAACAGCAUCCUUUACAGCCUAGUCAGGCUUCACGACAACCUCAUAGACACCCUCAAAGCACCCUGCAUUCGAACUCUAUUCCAGAUUCUCCCAACUAUCCUUCGCCACAUGCCCCAAAACAACGUGCGCCGAGACCGCAGCAAACACCCUACCCUCACGUCGGUCUUGCGCCGAACGGACAGCCCUCCCCAGAACAUUUCUACGGCGGAAGCCCCUACCCUCCUCAAGCACUGUCCGCACCUACCGCUCCGUACUCUGCUGCAGGUAAGAUGCCACCUCACCGUUCUACAUGCUUGGUGUGCAGAUGCUCAUGCCGUUACAGAAGGAGCAGACAUGAUGGCUGCCGCGCAAAUGCAGCCGCGGCCAUAUCACAUGUACACACCCCAGUCCAACUCGCCGGCCUCCGCUGUCUCGUCCCAUGGACAAGAACAACCCAACCGUCUCUAUUCACACCCCGCCCACAUGCAGCCUGGGAUAUAUUAUUCGAAUUAUCCCAUGAGCCACAUUCCUACUCAACCGCCUCACCAGAUGAUGACCCCUCCUCAGUCCGCCGUUCCGCAUCACCCCAAUCAGCCUCCCGUAACGCAUCCACAGCCCCCGGGACAUAUACCGACGACCACGGGAAGUCCGCGGCCCCAAUCAAAAUUCGAUCCUGGUCUACAGCAGCGGCCAAUGGAUACGAACGCGUUACAGAAGUCGCCGACGGGGCCGCUGACCUCAUCUCUCAACACUCCGAAAACCUCGUCUCAGAAUGGCGGGACGGGUUCGCCAGGCCAUCACGCUGCGAAUUCGAGUGCGGCACCGGGACCAAUUCCCGCCACGACGCCUCUGGUUGUACGCCAAGAUAACAAUGGCGUGCAGUGGAUUGCGUUUGAGUAUUCAAAGGACAGGGUCAAAAUGGAAUAUACGAUUCGAUGUGACGUGGAAUCUGUGAAUGUUGAUGAGCUCAGCAAAGAAUUCAAGGAGAACAACUGUGUUUAUCCUCGAGCUUUUUGCGACAAAGAACAAUAUACGGGAAAUCGAUUGACAUAUGAAACAGAAUGCAACACUGUGGGCUGGUCAUUGGUCAAAUUGAAUUCUCAUUUGAAAGAAAAAAGAGGGUUGAUACAAAGGGCGGUGGAUAGCUGGAGAAACAGUAAUCAAGACUCAAGGCUCAGGAGUAGGCGUGUGAGAAGGAUGAACAAGCAGAACAUCCGAAGCAAGAAUCAACAAGCAAACCAGGGAGCAAACCCUUCUGGUGUCUCGAAUGCUAUGCUACAGCAAAGACCGUUACCCCCCACUAUGAACCCCGCAGUCUCAACGCAAAUGCACCAUCACCAUGCGAAUGUCGAAGGUGCAAUGGCAAGUGGUGCGGACGCUCUUACCAUGGAUGGCCACUACGAACCACAUCAUCCACCAUCCAAGUCCCAUCCAAGCGACCCUUCUGCGCAAAUACGUCCAGCGAACGUUUUCCACGGAUAUCCGUCUUAUCCUCUUCAGCCCAAUUCCAACGCAGUUUCCGUUCCACCUCAGCUUCAACAUAAUAUGGAGCCACAUUUAGCUUCGCACCCAGCUACGACUAUCCCAGCAUCGAUUUCCAUUGCACCUUCGAUGCCACCAACCUCGUCGACUAGAUCCAAUGAUUCUCCUUCCGACAUCUCAUCCAAGGCGGUGUCCGAAUUAUACACCAAUGUACCUGGCAAAAAGUUCAUCAACGUCCACGACUAUGGACACAGUCCAAACAAAGUCCGUGUCAAGCUGGAUCUUCGAGAAGCUCGGAUGGACGAAGUCGUAGACGAUUUUCGAGAGAGAAACAGCGUUUGCCCCCGCUCUUACUUCCCGCAUCAAAUGCCCCUCACCCAGCAAGAAAAAAGACAAAAGCGAUUAGAUGCGCGUUUCGCGGACGAUGACAACGAAGACAUUGAUGGUCUUGGCUUUGGAAGGACCACCGUCAAAAUACCAACACUUGAUGGGGAGGUGGAUGCGCCGGUGCCACGGCUGGGCAAGCACAUUGGAGAACAGGAGGAAAUGCUUAAUGACUUGGGUUAUCGCAUAAGUUGGGAUCAAUGCCAGAAAUAUGACAAGAGGGUCAUCUUUCUACAAAGAUCCCGUAAGUCUUGGAACGGCAAUCUUCCAGUUACUGAGACGCUAAUGCCUGUUUCAACAGUCGAUGCCUGGCGCAAGAAAAUCGUAGAACACAACUCACAUCCUGGACAAGAAGUCUCAACUAUCCCACCUUUUCUCCAUCUAAGGAAUGAGAGGAAGACCUGGCCCUCUCCAACAACCGACGCGACAUCAACAUCACGAUGA
This is a messenger RNA of Bacidia gigantensis, 2295 nucleotides long. RefSeq lists its product as uncharacterized. The record is from RefSeq and is a predicted model, not a curated record. The coding region runs from base 1 to 2295 and encodes 764 amino acids. Lineage: Eukaryota; Fungi; Ascomycota; Lecanoromycetes; Lecanorales; Ramalinaceae. The transcript has a single exon.